This is a messenger RNA of Choloepus didactylus (southern two-toed sloth), 682 nucleotides long. RefSeq names its product cytochrome c oxidase assembly protein COX16 homolog, mitochondrial. The record is from RefSeq and is a predicted model, not a curated record. The transcript has 4 exons. Lineage: Eukaryota; Metazoa; Chordata; Mammalia; Pilosa; Megalonychidae. The coding region runs from base 117 to 437 and encodes 106 amino acids. Gene Ontology annotation, cellular component: mitochondrial inner membrane. Gene Ontology annotation, biological process: mitochondrial respiratory chain complex IV assembly.
CACCCGGAAGCAGAGGAAAGGACGUCCUAGUUGAGGAGGGAGCAUGACUCCUUGAAAUUCUGGAGGCCGCGUUUGGCCCGGUUGCCGUGUGCGCAGGUGGGACGGAGAGUUCUCUCAUGUUUGCGCCCGCAGUGAUGCGCGCUUUGCGCAAAAACAAGACCCUUUCCUAUGGAGUCCCCAUGUUGUUGCUGAUUAUUGGAGGUUCUUUUGGUCUCCGUGAGUUUUCACAAAUCCGAUACGAUGCUGUGAAGAUUAAAAUUGAUCCUGAGUUGGAAAAAAAACUGAAAAUGAAUCAAGUAUCACUGGAGUCAGAGUAUGAGAAAAUAAAGGACUCUACUUUUGAUGACUGGAAGAAUAUUAGAGGACCUAGGCCUUGGGAAGAUCCUGACCUCCUCCAAGGACGAAAUCCAGAAAUCCUUAAGACUAAGAAGAACUGAGUUUGCUGCUUUUUUUUUUUUUAAUAAAAAUAUUAUCACCUGACUUUCUACUGUAUACUCCUAUCCAAUAGAAAGAAAAUUCCAGACAUGCAGAGGCCUAUGUAUGACUAACUUGAUGGCAAUCUUGAUGAAAAAUUGAAUAAAGGUCUUCAUACUUCCCAGCUAUUACAUUUACAAAUGGAAAUAUUAUCAUUGAUCACAUAUAUUUUACACCUCUCAAUAAAAAUGUGACUACUGAUAAUAAA